Molecule: messenger RNA, 1086 nt
Organism: Bipolaris sorokiniana ND90Pr
Lineage: Eukaryota; Fungi; Ascomycota; Dothideomycetes; Pleosporales; Pleosporaceae
Exons: 2
Source: RefSeq, a predicted model, not a curated record
AUGGACUUGCACUCGGACGAUGGCAUUCUCGGCUACAACGAUGGUGACAUCGAAUUGGAUUUAGAGCCUCCCCCUUCAUAUGGCCCGGAUGAUGAUGUCUCUAUCGGCGAUGCUGCCUCGGCGAAUGGAAUGGAUGCCCAGACUGCACCCGGCGGUGACAAUGAUGAUUACAUGGUCGACCAGGAGGAUGUCAUCGAAGAGGACUAUAGUUACCAAGAUCAAGACGUCGAUGUGGAUGUGGAUGUUGACGUCGACGUCGACGCCGACGCCGAACAGCCCGCUGCAACCGACACCAUCGCGACUCAGGCGGAAGCCGAAGUUCAAGAUGAAGACCUGCUUGACUAUUCUGAAGAGGACGAUGAUUAUCACGACACAGCGCUUCGUUCACCCUGGUUACAGCAACAUGAUUCUAUGCAAGAUGAACCGGGUCCGCAAAACGAACCGUCACAGGCGCAGGACGCACCAGUCCAACAAGACGAAAUACCUGCUGAUUUACAAGCUCUAAUGUCCACGAACACAAGCAAAAACCCACAGAGCCCACAUGCGCACCCUGACGUCGUUGCUGAUGGGAGCACGAAAGGCAAUAACAAUGAGAAUUCACCCCGUGCUCGGUCAGCUGAUCCCAAUGAAGAAGAUGCUCAGACUAAUGGUGACGAUGGUGGCAUUACGCUCAAAGACCAAGAAGAGCACUCAAGUGCCGAAAGUGGCCACAAUCACAUGGAACCUCCGAGCCAUGGUCAUGAUGAAUCUGCUCAAGUCGAUGAACAUGAGGAAGAUACCUCUUUUCAGCAACUACCACCUGUCACUGUGAAUUGUAUGGGCGAAGAGCUAUGGCUUUUCAAGCAGCAUGACUAUGAAAACAGUGGGGAUUGGCUCCUUGCUGAUGUGUCAGUGGCCAAAACGAGCAUGUCAGAUCUCUUCCAAACGUGUCGUUCAGCAUUGGGCCACGAGGUGCUGAAUGGAAUGGAGAUUGGCUUCCGCUUUGAUCACUUUCAAAAUAUGGAGUUGUUUGAGGAGAACACGGCUUGCGUAGCCAUCUCUCUCGAACGCCUCGUGGGCUAUUACCAUGCGCUCCACGAACAAGAU